Leptosomus discolor (cuckoo roller) is the source of this 895-nucleotide messenger RNA. NCBI's taxonomy places the organism in Eukaryota, Metazoa, Chordata, Aves, Leptosomiformes, Leptosomidae. The record is from RefSeq and is a predicted model, not a curated record.
GGCCCGGCUGUGUCAGAUGGAGGGCUCGCUGGCUCUGGUCGGGAUGGGGUGGAUGAACUCACGGCAGGUACAGAGGGCUGCUGGUGACGGGGAGUGACGCUGGGAUCCAGACCUGACCUUUUUUCUCUCUCAGAGUUAAAUGCCUCCAGGGCCCGUGGCAGCAACCACAGUGUGAACAGCCUGCCGGGACCCCCAGCCACCUGUGGCUCAGCACAGGGCUCUGUGGUCAGCUGGGCCGAAUCCUUCGAGACGCUGCUGCAGGACCGCGUGGCUGUCACCUACUUCACCGAGUUCCUCAAGAAGGAGUUCAGCGCUGAAAACGUCUACUUUUGGCAGGCGUGCGAGCGCUUCCAGCAGAUCCCAGCCGGCGACACGCAGCAGCUGGCCCAGGAGGCACGGCGGAUCUACGAUGAAUUCCUCUCCAGCCACUCGGUCAGUCCCGUGAACAUUGACAAACAGGCCUGGAUUGGGGAGGACAUGCUGGCCAACCCCUCCCCGGACAUGUUUCGUAUCCAGCAGCUCCAGAUCUUUAACCUGAUGAAGUUCGACAGCUACACGCGCUUCGUGAAAUCCCCGCUCUACCAGGCCUGCCUGCAGGCAGAGAGCCAGGGGCAGCCCCUGCCCGACCUGCGGCCCCACUCCCGCAGCAGCAGCCCCCCCCCUGAUCUCAGCAAGAAGUCAAAACUGAAGCUGGGCAAGUCCCUGCCGCUGGGCGUGGAGGCGGUGGGCAGUGGUGCCAACCGCAGCCCCCGCCGGUCCUUCAGGAAGGGAGAGCGGCGAGAGCCCUCCUGGGCAGAGGGGGGAGAAGGCGGUGGGAGCGCCAUGCUGUGGCGGGAGUCCCAGGGCUCACUCAACUCCUCGGCCAGCCUGGACCUGGGUUUCCUGUCCUCCUCCA